Messenger RNA from Hypanus sabinus (Atlantic stingray), 1762 nucleotides. It is a transcript of the gene drc3, whose product is annotated as dynein regulatory complex subunit 3. The transcript has 13 exons. Gene Ontology annotation, molecular function: protein binding. The record is from RefSeq and is a predicted model, not a curated record. NCBI's taxonomy places the organism in Eukaryota, Metazoa, Chordata, Chondrichthyes, Myliobatiformes, Dasyatidae. Bases 147 to 1712 code for a protein of 521 amino acids.
AUGAUAGUCUCAAUGAUGACGACAGUGUGCGUACUGCGGUCGCGUGAUAUUUAUCCUAGCAACCGAGCGAAGCUAGGCUCAGGCAGGAUUCACCUGAUGCUUGCUUCCAAAUAUAUUAAAAGUAAACCAUAGAGGAGCAAUUCACAAUGAGCCAACCAUAUAAGACAAUUGAGCCCAAUGUCAUAGAUGAUAAAAUGCUUGAAGAGAUGGUGAAAAAACAAGGACCACAAGGAAGAGCAGGACGGAUAGCCCAAUCAGAAGGAAUUGACUUCAAAGAUGUAUAUCAUCUUCAACUUGAUUACCAAAAUGUACUGAAGAUUGAUAAUCUGUGGCAGUUUACAUCAUUGACUAAACUCCAGCUCGAUAAUAAUGUCAUUGAAAAGAUUGAGGGACUGAACACUCUAGUCAACCUGGUAUGGCUAGAUUUAUCUUUUAACAAUAUUGAGAUGAUUGAAGGCCUGGAAGAACUGGUUAAGCUGGAAGACCUCAGUCUGUACUGUAACAGAAUUUCCAAAUUUGAAAACAUGGACUCAUUGGUAAACCUGCAAAUUUUCUCUAUUGGAAAAAAUCAUAUCAGCGACCUGGAAUCUAUUAUUUAUUUAAGAAGAUUUAAGAGACUGCGGACAUUGAAUCUUGCUGGCAAUCCUGUUAGUGAAGAUGAACGAUACAGUAUGUACAUUCCUGCCUUUCUGCCUGAUCUGAUGUACCUGGACUUCAGAUUAAUAGAUAAGACUACAAAAGAACAGGCUUUACAAAUGCAUUACAGUGCUAUUGCGAAUUUGGUGCACCAAGAAGAUUUGGAAUUUAAAUCCCUUGAAAAGUUAAGGUUGGAAGAAGAGGAGCUGGCUUUACAUAAGGAUGCAUAUGUAGAAUAUCUGAAUGGGCCUGGUCUGUUUGACAGCAUGUAUGCAGAAGAUGUUGAAGCACCAAAACUUUUACUGCUACCUGGAGUAUCAGAAUUUGUGGAACAAUACAAGAUUGAAUUCACCGAGAUUUGCCAGAAGCUCUUUAAAUAUGGACUUGAAGCAUUCAAUACACGCAAUAAAGAAGUGGACUGUUUCUUAGAAUGCUUGCAAGAAGCAAAUGAAGAAAACCAGCAAAAUGGAAUAAAAAUUAUCAAGGAAUUUGAGGACAAGAACAAAGAGCAGCUGAAUGAAUUGCAACAUAUCACUGACAGCUUGCUCGUGGAGAAUAAGAUCCAUCAGCUUAGAGUGAAGAUCGAUAAACUGUGGAACAGUCUGAUGAACCUGGAAAUGCAAUUAGUUGACCAACUGGAGGAAGCAAGCAAAGAAUUUGAACGAAAUAUUUCAGAAAUGGUUACAACUUAUAUUGAAAAUGUCCAGGCUUUAAUAGCUCAGUGCCGGGACAUGGAAAACCGUAACCAUGAGAACAUGUUAGAAAUUGCUAUGAGCAGUUACGACAAGAUGGGAAAGAGUGAUGGGGAUGAGGAAAUGCCAGAGGAACUCCGAGCUCUCUUUAUUGAUAAAGAUACAGUUAUGAAUACAAUUAAUGCAUCACAUGACUUGCAUCUGCUGAAGAUUGACAACCAAGAAGACAAAAUGGUUACAAAGGCAAAUGCCUGGCUCAGGGACACAAUUGAAAAGCUGCACAUGGAUGAAAUAGCCCGCAAUCGUAAACGCAUUCUGGAAAUUAAUGUUUACGUUAAUCACUGGCGGGAUGAACUAGAUUUCCUUGAGCUUCAGGAUGUGUAAAGUGAAGGAAGAGUGGUUUGUAUUUUUUUGUGAGAGUUGUAUUUCAAUUU